AUGUGGGACGUUGCAUGGACGGAUCCCGACAGGGAGACAGUUAGACAGAGAAGGUUCCGCAAAGAUCCAAAAGCUCCAUCUUCCAGGCAUCUAGGAUAUCUUUCUCGUCGAACAUCGAUUUUAGGAUUCAACUCAAGAGACCGUCAUCACGCUAAGCCAUCCUUCUUUGGUCUUUUUAUCGGCGGCGGGUUUUCAAAUAGGAGGAGGAAAAAGUCCGAUCUCAAGGAGAGCUCUGUUUCUAAACUGAGCCCCGUGAACCCGAAUCAAAGAUGUAAAGAAGCUUCUCAAUGGGCGAAUGAUUUGCGUGAGAACCCUCCAGGAAGCCCAAUAGGGCCGCCAGAAUCAUCAAAUACGGCGCCGUCCGACCAGUGUUCAGUGGAUGCUCAAACUGAUGUGCACUAUUAUUCCGACACGGAACGAAAUUCAGACCUUGCCGAGUCUAUCUUUUCCGAGCGGACAGGUAGAUCAGCAAAGACACAUUCAACUUGGAGUGCUGGAGCUGACCCCAACUGCCCUCAAAAAGGCCACCCGAAUCUGGGUCUGGCGCCAGUCACCCUGAGAAAUCACCGAAAUAUCGCUGGCAAAGAGAAAAGGGUUGAAAAAGUCUGCUCAAGCGAGAAACCUUCCGAGUCCACCGAAACAGUAAACCAAGUUUCUUCACCAAUAAAGACCAUCUCCUUCACGUGCAACAAUACCGAUUCGCAUGAAGAAGUAUCGAAAACUCUAGAAAAGCAAGAAUUAUCAAAGAUCAAGCUGCCUCAAAGGUCUCAUAGAAGAGUGACAGAGGGUUGGAAACCACCUGAUGCAUGGGCAUGUUUAUCAGACGAAGAAUUCAAAGCGCUUAAAACAAAAAGUCUCGCCCGGCCUGCCAAGAAUCAUACUAAUCAGCCACCUUCUAAACAAGCCCCGUCCACAGUCUUUGAAUUGUCCUACUUACAACGCAGUAUCCGGAGAAUGGAGGCUGCAAGCCCAAAAAUAGUGCUUGAAAGGCUCAAGGAGGAAUGGAAUGAGAUUGCAGACGCCUCAGUGUAUCGAGAGUUGGAACUAGAAAGACAGCUAUGGAUGCUCACAGCCUUACGAGGCCUUAGGAAACCAGUUAGACAAGAUCAUUUUGAUACUGGCUUUCUCGGCGCUCAGAAGGUUCUAUCUCUUUAUGAAAAUCAUGCUUCGGCCUCUACUCUCUCAGCCAUUACUACUGCGAUAGAAGUAUAUCAUUAUUCUACAAUGCCACUAUCGCCCAAAAAUUACCCUAAUGUACAUCCGCAUGUGGUUGACAACUCGAUCUCUCGACUCCCAUUUCCAUCCAAUAAAUUUACAUCUAUUUCGGCAUUUUCGAUGACUUCAUACCUUCCUGCGUCUUCAAUACCUGCGAUUCUGAAAGAAUGUCAUCGCAUCCUGGUAUCUUCAACUCGCCCCUCUUCGCCAACUUUACCGGCCGGAGAUGAUGCCGAGAUAGGAACAGAGAAGCCCCAACUCACACGUGGGGGAAGUUUACAUCUCACCGUACUCGACCCUGCGCCAAUUCCUGCGACAGCCGGACCGCGCUUGAAAACUUGGCUGGAUACUCACCUUAUCUUAAAUCUUGAAAGACAAUUCCGCUGUAUUCAUCCCAGUCGGCUCUUCCCAGUUUGGCUCGCGGAUGCGGGACUUCAUGCUGAAGAAUCAGCCAUUGCUUACACUCGUUUUUUUGCCUCCGUCACACCCUCUAUUCCUACCCCACACUUGCCUAUGGAGGAUUCGAAAACACCGCAAGACGAGGAAGAGCCACUAGAUGAAAUCAAGCUUGAGUUGAAGUGUAUCGUUGGACGUAUGCUUUGGAAGGAGAUAUGGGGUGGAUUUGUACAGGCUCAGAAGUGGUGGUGGGAAGAGGAAGAGAUAUUGGAGGAGUGUGAAAGGCUGGGAACGUGUUGGGAGUAUGCGGUAAUUGAAGCUGUGAAGGAAGACUAG
Blumeria graminis f. sp. triticale is the source of this 1947-nucleotide messenger RNA. NCBI's taxonomy places the organism in Eukaryota, Fungi, Ascomycota, Leotiomycetes, Helotiales, Erysiphaceae. The record is from the annotation of a GenBank genome assembly.